GACUUAGGUGUAUAGGCAAGCAUCUUUUGUCGUACCCUUUGAAGGGCGCAGCAAUUUAAUAAAUAUAGGGUCUUUCUCCCAAGCCGUUCUAUAUUUUGUAAAAAUCAAAAUAAACAUUUACGUUUAUUAUGUUAACUUGCACAACAAAUCAGCCAUGUAUGAACUUUUUUCUCGUUCAUUUUACUUUUCCUUCAAUUGGUUUAUAAUACACAAAAUUCUUCGUUUUAUUAAAAACGAGUUACGUGUAAACCAAAGAACCUCAAUGGCAGGAGUGAAAGACACGUAAAGAAUUUGCAGUAAAGAACUUGCGAUAAGUAGAUCCCAUAAUAUCAGAAUAUUCGAAUGUAUAAACAUUGCCACAUUUUAAAAUCUAAAACCCGCUAAAAGCACCAACAGAAAAGAUGAAAAGCGUACGUACAGUGCUUUUUUUUCGUUUCGCGCUAUGCCCACUAUUUUGGCGUUUUGGGGUGUCUAAAAAGCACCAUAAAUAGCGCGAAAAGCACUAAGUUGGCAUCGCUGCCCUGAGCUAUGGGCAUCCUCGAAUGAAAAAGUAUAAACAAACCAACAAGAACUCGCAAUGGGAAUAAAAAUCAGUUGUCGAUGAGACACCGACGAAUGAAGACGCGUGUGGCUCUACGCAUUGCUAUCUUUGAUGCACUUAGCGAAACAAUCGUUUCAUUUACAUUUUUUCAUUUCAGCUUAACUACAUGCCAGAAUGCUACAAUCAUAUUUUAUGAUUAAAAAUGCUUUUGACAAUAUUCAAUGCAUUUUAUGUGGUAAAACGUUUAUGCAUAAAAGUUAUGACGUAUUGAGACGUCAUUUUAACAAUUUUCGAACAGUGAAUUGUUUAUUUACAUUUAAUUAAAUAUUUUGUUUAAGUAAGAAUGUUUAUGAAAUAUAGUUUAUUAAACAAAGGUCAGAUUUGUGACCAAAAUUAUCCUUAAAAUCUGCAUACUCCUUAAUGUUACAUCCUUGUUACAUUUGUGUUGCAGAUUUUAACGAUAGUUAAUUCGUUAAGUUGUUUGACGUUUUCCCCACCUCUCAUCAUCACUGUUUUUCUUCCGUUUUGGGAUCUCGAAACGCAAACUACGCUUUUUUGUAAGCUGCGCAUAUUGUUGCAAAAACAGGUAAAAUUGUUACCAAAUUUAUAUAUUUUAUAUUUAUUAAACCAAACUAUUUGACUCUUGGUCAAAUAUAAUUCAAAUUCUAAAAUUAAAGUGUUUUAUUUUGGUUUUCUUUUAUUUACAUUGGCGUAAACAUUGGUCUCUUCGAGCCGCGUAUUGAGUCGGUGUUGUUGGAGCCACUUCUAAUUGGUUUGUUUGCUCUUUUUUAAACAGCAAAACAAAACAUCCCCCCUACAGUCCUUUCAUCAUCAAUCCACUUUCUUACUCAUACAUUUGAUCUCAUCAAAGACCAGUAUCAUGGAAAAAUUAUCUUUCUUUGCUGAUGAUGGACUUAAGGACUACGACGAGCUGCUAGAGGAGAUUGAUAGAGCGACCGCUUCGCCUGUUCCCAGUUCUGCCGCCACCAUCAAAUUGCCGCCUAUUGUACAUGAGGCUAUGGACCUGGUGGAAAAUGAGGCGGUUCCCAAUCCUCCGGCACUGGCACCCCCGACCGACAAACCGAUGGAGUCUUCUACCCUGACUUUGUCAAGACCGGCUGUUUCGGAGUCGACAACAUUUGGUUGCAAUUUGUGCAACGGGACACAUCCCCUUCGCUUUUGCGAAAAGUUUUUGGGCAUGCCGAUUGAAAAGCGGCACAGGGCAGUAGUAAUGUACCACUACUGCAUACGAUGUCUGGCACGGUCCCACCUGGCAAAAGACUGUCCCAGUCGAAAAAGCUGUCGUCUUUGCAACGACAAACAUCAUACGCUGUUACAUGAUGGUCCGCUAAGCCUUCCUCAUAGGCCAAAUUCCCGUCCUGCUCGUAAGCAUCGUCCGUAUCAGAAGCCCAGGGUCCGUCCGAAUAAUCGUUCCGAUACCCGUCCGUCUGCUGAUACAGGUCCGUCCAACUACUCCAAUUUCACUCCCUUAGAGGGGCUGCCACUUGUUGGUGUGGUCUCGCUCUCCCCAAGCCUUGUAGUACACUUAGCAGGUCCUAAGUCGUCUAUUCCCGUCCGUGGACUGAUAGAUCAGUGUGCCAGACAAAGUCAAAUAUGCACAUCAUUGGUACACAGUCUUCGGCUGCCCUGCUUUACCGUUGACAGUAUACGCUAUUGCCGUUUCACUGUUCGUUCGACUCACGAUUCAGCACAGUCAGUGGUAGUGAUGGCGCGAGUCUGCGAUUUGUCACAUGUCUCGACUCCUCCAGAAACGGUGCCGGAGAGGAUUAAAGAGUCGUACCUUGGUCUACCACUUGCGGAUCCGCAAUUUUUCAAAGUGGGACGGGUGGCGCUGAUAUUGGGUCCGGAAUUGUAUUCCAAAAUAAUGACCAGUCGGGUUCAUUUGUUUGUCGGAUUGCCAAUGGCCCAGUAUUCGAUCUUUGGCUGGGUUCUCUCCGGGGUGUGCAGCAACUAACCAGGAUCCUUAUGAUCCUUCGCGGGGUCCCUAAUGGCCCGAGGUCCCGAGCGGCCUCAAAUGUUUCUAGGGUCCCUAAUGGCCCGGGGUUGCUAGUGACUCCGAAUGUUUGAAGGGUCCCUAAUGGCCCGGGGUCUCUUUUGGCCCCGAAUGUUUUACGGGUCCCUAAUGGCCCGGGGUCUCUUAUGAUCCCGAAUGUUUUAUAGGUCCCUAAUGGCCUGGAGUCCCUAGCAACCCCAAAUGUCCUGUUAAAAAAAAAAAAAAAUAAAAUAUAUGUAUACACAUUGUAAAUUUACAUAUUAAUAUAAUGAAUUUAAAAUUGUUAAAAUGAAUUUAUUAUGAUUUUCUGUUUCAACAUCCUGACGAUGUUGAAAGGUGGGCGCCAAAUGUUUAAGUAAGAAUGUUUAUGAAAUAUAGUUUAUUAAACAAAGGUCAGAUUUGUGACCAAAAUUAUCCUUAAAAUCUGCAUACUCCUUAAUGUUACAUCCUUGUUACAUUUGUGUUGCAGAUUUUAACGAUAGUUAAUUCGUUAAGUUGUUUGACGUUUUCCCCACCUCUCAUCAUCACUGUUUUUCUUCCGUUUUGGGAUCUCGAAACGCAAACUACGCUUUUUUGUAAGCUGCGCAUAUUGUUGCAAAAACAGGUAAAAUUGUUACCAAAUUUAUAUAUUUUAUAUUUAAUAAACCAAACUAUUUGACUCUUGGUCAAAUAUAAUUCAAAUUCUAAAAUUAAAGUGUUUUAUUUUGGUUUUCUUUUAUUUACAUUGGCGU
Musca domestica (house fly) is the source of this 3286-nucleotide messenger RNA. RefSeq lists its product as uncharacterized. The transcript is spliced from 2 exons. Lineage: Eukaryota; Metazoa; Arthropoda; Insecta; Diptera; Muscidae. Bases 1422 to 2516 code for a protein of 364 amino acids. The record is from RefSeq and is a predicted model, not a curated record.